AUGCUUCCACACAACAUGAGAAAGCCCACAAAUCUCAUGCUGGUGAGCGUCCUCUGCUUGCAGUUGAUGAUCGUGCUGAUGGUGAUGAUGAUGCAUCUAGAACAAGCUCAUGCUCAACAUGUACGAUCAUUUCCUUUCAAUUAUAAAGCUCAAGUCGAUCAAAUUAUUCAAACCAUUACUCGUGGUUCCGAGAGAGGAAAAGUCUAUGAAUUAUUGGCCUAUAUUGCCGAUACUUUUGGAGGAAGAUUAGUGGGAUCUAAAGCCUAUGAUUUGGCAGCUCAAGAAUUGGUUCGGAAUAUGAAACAGGAUGGAUUUGAAAAUAUUCAGUUACAACCUGUUUUCAAUGUUACUCAUUGGGAACGAGGUGAUGUUGAAGAAUUACAAAUGUUGGAACCUCGAUUCAUUCGAAGAAUGGAAGUCAUGGCUCUCGGAACCUCUCCAGGUGGCUUCAUUGAGAAGGCAGAGGUGGUGGUUCUGCAUAAUUUUGAAGAGCUUGAGGCGAUCAAUGUGCGUGGGAAAAUUGUUUUAUUCAAUUUUCAGUGGAAUGGGUAUGGAAAUUCAGUAAUUUAUCGUAGUAGAGGACCAGCAGAGGCAGCAAAGAAAGGAGCUCUUGCAUGCUUGGUACGAUCCGUUACGCCAUUUUCAAUCUAUUCUGCACAUACGGGUGUCACUAAUUUUGAUGAGAAUGGACAUAAAAUUAUGGCUGCUACCAUUACAGUUGAAGAUGCUGAAAUGAUUGAUCGAAUGGUGCGUCGUGGUCAACGUGUAGUAUUGAGCUUGAGGUUGAAUUGUCAAAAUUUCCCUCCAAUUACAUCUUAUAACAUUAUUGGAGAAAUUAGAGGAUCUACAAAACCCAAUGAAGUCAUUGUUGUUGGUGGACAUUUUGAUUCGUGGGAUGUUGGAGGCACAGGUGCUAUGGAUGACUUGGGAGGAAUUAUGGUCUUCUAUGAGGGUAUUAAAACCUUACUCAAAUUGGGAAUGAGGCCCAAGAGAACUAUAAGACUGGUUGGAUAUUCUGCCGAGGAAUUUGGAGGUGGAAAAUUUGGAGGUAUGAGCUAUGUGGAACAUUAUCGUGAUCAAUUGAAGGAUCAUCUUCUUGGUGUCGAGUCGGAUGGAGGUCCAUUCAAACCCUUAGGUUUUGAAUUUACUGGAGGUCCUAGAGGAAUGAAUCUUAUUAAUCAAAUCGCAACUGGUUUAUUGUCGUCAAUUAAUUCCACAAAAAUUGUCACAGGUGGUGGUGGUGCUGAUGUAAAUCCAUUACGACAAGUUGCUGGCAUUCCAACCAUGUCACCUUAUGUGGAUGAUCAAGAUAGAUAUUUCUGGUUCCAUCAUACAAGAGCAGACACAAUGACUGUGCUAAAUUCUGACGAUUUGGAUUUAUUGUCUGCCUCCCUUACCUCAAUGCUCUAUGUCAGUGCAGAUAUGGAUGAACGUUUUCCAAGAGACUAA
Messenger RNA from Naegleria fowleri, 1449 nucleotides. RefSeq lists its product as uncharacterized. Bases 1 to 1449 code for a protein of 482 amino acids. The record is from RefSeq and is a predicted model, not a curated record. NCBI's taxonomy places the organism in Eukaryota, Heterolobosea, Eutetramitea, Acrasida, Naegleriidae. The transcript is spliced from 4 exons. Gene Ontology annotation, biological process: proteolysis; peptide catabolic process. Gene Ontology annotation, molecular function: metallodipeptidase activity.